Patiria miniata (bat star) is the source of this 2730-nucleotide messenger RNA. RefSeq names its product ADP-ribose pyrophosphatase, mitochondrial-like. Bases 42 to 1088 code for a protein of 348 amino acids. The record is from RefSeq and is a predicted model, not a curated record. Lineage: Eukaryota; Metazoa; Echinodermata; Asteroidea; Valvatida; Asterinidae. The transcript is spliced from 7 exons. Gene Ontology annotation, molecular function: ADP-ribose diphosphatase activity.
AUACGCGCGGCAUAUACGCGAUACAUGUGCUGUGAUGUGAAAUGCGGCUGGCUGUGCUAUCGCGGUUAGCAACGCUGAAUACCCGAUUGUUCCAUUCUUUUCUUGGCAAAGCAAGCCAAAGACUUUACACAGCAGACACGAAGACGAGUACUAGAAGAUUUCUAGCAGGCCUGAUCUUCUGUGGCCGAUUCCUCAUCAAACAAGCCCCCAAGAUGGCACUCACCACGAGUGCAUCGCGUCUUCCCCUGCACGUGAAGGCCCGUAAGGAGACGUACCCAAAUUCUGAUGUCAAACGCUUCCCAGUACCAGACGAUAAGGUCCAAUGGUCCGUUGACUGGCCAGAAUACAAACCUGUGGAGUUUACAAACCCUAAAGUAUUGGCAGGCCCUGUAUGGGCAGAUCCAGAAAUAAGAGGGCCAAAUGCACCCAAAAUGAAGUUCAACCGAGUAGACGGCAAAAUCAACAGACGCAGUCACAUGAAACCAGAUUACGAAAUACCUGACGGAGUGCCAAGGAAUCCGUGUGGAAGGACUGGCAUGACAGGAAGAGGGGAACUAGGGAAAUGGGGGCCAAACCAUGCUGCAGACCCCUUAGUCACGAGAUGGAAAAGGGAUGCUCAAGGGAAGGAGGUAGUCAACCCAGUAACAAAGAAGAAGGUUCUACAGUUCAUUGCAAUAUGCAGGAAGGACUCGGGAGCAUGGGCCAUACCUGGGGGGAUGGUAGAUGCAGGGGAGACAGUAUCAGUGACAUUGAGGAGAGAGUUUGGUGAGGAAGCUAUGAACUCGCUGGAUGCAACUCCCAAGGAAAGGAAGAAGAUUGAGAAGGCAGUAGGAGAACUAUUCAAGCAUGGAAUUGAGGUCUACCGCGGCUACGUGGACGACCCCCGCAACACAGACAACAGCUGGAUGGAGACGAUAGCCGUCAACUUCCACGACGGCACGGGCAACAGCGUGGGCAAGUUCGCCCUGUACGCCGGGGACGACGCGGGGGCCGUGCAGUGGACAGACAUCGGCUCCGAUCUGACGCUCUUUGCGAGUCACGAGUCCUUCAUCGAAAAGGUGGCCAUAAGGCUGGAUGCCCACUGGUAACAUUACACACCGCUUUCCUCUUGUACUGUACGUAUAUAUCUUUUAUCGGGCCAGGUAAAAAAAAAAUCAAGUUUAGCCUCCAUGUGUAUUCCACUAUUUUGGACGGUUGCCAGAUUUUUUUAAUUUGAAAGAAAUAGAAAGAAAAGUGUGCUACAUGAAAAAAAUUGUAAAAGCAGUGAAUGCCCAAGAAGCUUCCACCCAUAUAUGCUGGAAAAUAAUUUCUUCAAUUAAAGCUCAGCGGCUAUCUUAAAAAUGAGACUGUUUCCACUAUGAAAAAAAAAAGAUCUGCCACCUUCCUUUUGAAGCAGGACUCUAAACAUGUUCCCUUUUUUUUUACUUGGCCUUUUAUUAAUGUAAUUAUUAUUCUAAUAUUCUAAUGAAAUGUUCUUGUGGUGUCACGCCGGGGUACUUGAGUUGAGAUUCUGGUUUUGGGGGAAUGUCCUGAAAUAGACCGAUACGUGGAGCAUUAACCAGUGGUAAGAGCAACCCGAGUCUUGUAACUGUUUGCCAUUCAAGGCAUUGCCAAAGAUGGUAACACCAUUCCAGAAAUUUCGGUGGUAAUUGUGAAAAGGUUUGUCAAAACAAUUUGGGGAAACAAAACUCACAUUGUAAAGGCUAUAAUAAGCUGGAGUACUUUCAAGUUUCAAUUGUUGUUGUCUACUAGUGUUGAAUUGUACAGUCAUCCCAAGUUCAGAUGUUGAUUGCAGCUGAGAGCAUUCAAGUUCAGUAAACAUUGUUUCGGUUCCAUUCUAACCCUUUAACUACUUAAAACUUCAUGUUUUCCCUAAGUAAAAACGUGAAGUGUGGAGGCUGUUAGCUAGUCACAUAUAAAUAAUCAUGUAGCCUUUUAAAGAUAAUUUACAACAUUUGCUUUUUGCUGUAAUUUUCAGAAAUGGACAGAUUUGGGGGUUAGUAGCCCCCCUGCCUCAUAGCAAACAUUGUUACACUGACCUGUUUAAAGUUUUGUGUUCAUGGAUGCUGGAAAAAAAAAAACAAGAAAAAAGUGCCGUUCUUGUAGUCUGGUUCCCUGACCCUACUUCAGACGAACCAGAACAAUUUAUAUGCGUCAGGGGAAUUGUCAUGUAAGGGAACUAUCUAGCUGGCUUGCACCCUUUCACGGAUGUGUAACUGAUUGCAAACAAAAUGUGGAUUAUCUAAUUUUGGAAAUUGGGGCCGUAUUUGAAAAAAAGUCACUUUCUUUUUCCAACGAUGUUUGGCCAACCAUCGUUGGCCAAAAUACAAAAUACAACUUUUAAUACAAAAGUCGAAUACAAAUUUCAACUUUUCUUAAAAGUGACAGCACACCAGGUGCCAAGAUUUCACAGGAUGCUUGAGACUACUAUUUACUAACAGUCCAGUAAGGUAUUUUAUAAUAAUUUGAUAGUUUUGUUUUUAAUGUUUGCAAAUGUUGUUGAUUACCUUUACAAAAUCCCUCAAACAAUAUUGAAAAUAGCCUCAUGCCUGUGACCAAUAGGAGUUCCCUAUUAGAUAAAAACAAAAAGAUUAUAAAAUUAAGGUCCUGUUUAUGUACCUAGUCUUCAAGUGUUCUGGUUUUUAAACAUUUUAACUGCUGUACCUCAGUUCAAUAUACAUUUAGAGAACAUGUGGUUUAGUUUCCCACAAAACUCAUUGGGAAAAAAAA